Balearica regulorum gibbericeps (East African grey crowned-crane) is the source of this 993-nucleotide messenger RNA. Lineage: Eukaryota; Metazoa; Chordata; Aves; Gruiformes; Gruidae. The record is from RefSeq and is a predicted model, not a curated record.
GAGGUGCCAACGAUGGCUGUAGAGAAAGUCUUUGUGUACAACAACACAUCCAUUGUGCAGGAUGAAAUUCUGGCUCAUCGCUUGGGCCUCAUCCCUAUCCUAGCUGACCCUCGACUCUUCGAAUAUAGAAACCAAGGAGAUGAAGAAGGCACAGAAAUUGAUACUCUGCAGUUCCAGCUGAAAAUAAAAUGUAGCCGAAACCCACGUGCAGCCAAGGAAUCAUCUGAUCCUAAUGAACUAUAUUUCAAUCACAAAGUGUACAGUAAACAUAUGACAUGGGUGCCCUUGGGGAAUCAGACAGAGCUCUUUCCAGAUGCUGACUUCCGACCUGUUCAUGAUGACAUCCUCAUCGCACUAUUGCGACCUGGCCAGGAAAUAGAUGUGCUUAUGCAUUGUGUCAAAGGUAUAGGUAAAGAUCAUGCCAAGUUUUCUCCUGUGGCCACGGCUAGUUAUCGACUGCUUCCUGACAUUACUCUCCUGCAGCCUAUUGAGGAUGAGGCAGCUGAGGUGUUGCAGAAGUGCUUUUCCCCUGGAGUCAUUGAGAUCCAGAACAUCAAAGGAAAAAAGGUGGCAAGAGUAGCCAAUGCACGGUUGGACACUUUCAGCAGAGAAGUUUUCCGUCACGAGGGUCUGAAAAACCUUGUGCGCCUGGCAAGAGUGCGAAACCAUUACAUCUUUUCAGUGGAGUCCACGGGUAUCUUGCCUCCAGAUGUGCUGGUGAGCGAAGCCAUCAAGAUCCUGAUGGGAAAGUGUCAGCGCUUCCUGAAUGAGCUGGACUCUGUGCCUAUGGAGUGACUGGGCUGUAGCUGGGAGGCAUGUCCCUGCACUGCUGUUCUGGGCUUCCUGCACCUGCCUGCAGGGGUGAUUCCUCUUCCAUAGGCAAGAGGUUUGAGAUGGGCUUGUUAAGAGUCCUAGGACCAUCUCUUUGAAUUUCUUUUCUGUUGGUAUUGAGCCUCAGUGAGGAGAUGCACUAAAAUAAAGGCUUUUCUUUAC